Anneissia japonica is the source of this 962-nucleotide messenger RNA. RefSeq lists its product as uncharacterized. NCBI's taxonomy places the organism in Eukaryota, Metazoa, Echinodermata, Crinoidea, Comatulida, Comatulidae. The transcript is spliced from 4 exons. The annotation marks the transcript as partial. The record is from RefSeq and is a predicted model, not a curated record.
AGAAGGAGUAACAUCGAUCUAAGAUCAAAGGUACAGACCUCCUCGCCGCGAUGGCAAUUAUCUCAGUAUUACGUAAUAUCUUAAUCGCUCAGUGAGCUAGAAACAUCAACAGCGCAUGCGCGUAACUCGUCUAGCCUAAUUUAUUUUUAGCGCGUCACACCAAGAUAAACAACUACGUGACGUCGUCUGUCCGUAGAGAACUGUCAUCCCAAGCAUUUUAUCGCUCUGCUGUCACGAUGGAUUUUUACGAAUUAAAUGACGAACUAGAUUAUGAAAUUCUCGAUGAAUUGGAUGCUGCUAAUGAACAAGAAGAUCAAGAAAAUGAAAAUUUGAUUGAAAACGAAGUGGACUUUGAACAUGAGAAGGAAACCAACACACCAGCAGAUAAUAUUACUAGUUCUUCUUCAGUGUCUCAAAAAAAAAAGAAAGUGACAAAAAAAGCACAAGACAAAAAAAAGACCAAGAAAAAAAGUGUUGAUAGACCUGUAAACAGGUUUACGGAAGAAGAUGCUGUUAGGAAGAUGAAUGACUAUAUUGUGUCAGCACUUGGCUUAUUAAAGAAAGACCCAGUAUACAGCAAUACAAGAUAUCCGAUAGCUCAGCGUGUUAUUUCUUUGGCUAAGGACUUGGAGGAACACACAAAUUCUGCACUUUUUUUAAACUUUUGGGAGAACUCUACCAAACUAGUUUGGCUGUCAACCAUUCAACCACUGCUUAAGCUAAUGCUGGUAGAUAAACAUAAGGUUGAUCUUUCAGAAGAAAGUGAAGGGAAAGCUGCUCCUGAAUUAGACAAACACGCCGAGCAAGUUGUUAGAUAUGUAGCAGGCUAUGUGCCUUAUGCACUAGUAAAAAGAUUUUCUAAAGGUAAAAGCCAGACGGCUAAAGCAUAUUGUAAGGUUUUGAGCUCUUGGCAAGUGUGCAGUACAAGCACAACAUAUUCUUUCCUAAGCUACACAAAAGAA